UAUUAAAAAUGUAUUUUUAUUUAAACAAAUAGAAUAAAUAAUCAAUCAUACAGUGUUUUUUUUUGGGUCAACCAGUGUGUUUAUUUGAUUUUCCACAUUUCUUAACUUAAAAUAACAAAACGAGCAGGAGUUCGAUCGCCGGCGGUAAUCAGAAUGAAGGAAGACAUUCAGAAAAUGGUGGCCGUAGGGCUCGUGUGGGGAGCCACCAACGCCCUGAUCCGCCGCGGAGCACUCGCCUGGGAUAAAAAAUCAUCAUCAUCUUCGACGACAACGCAGUCUCCUCCGCCUCUUCAGAUCCCAUCCAACUUCAGCCGCAAAAUCCUCGCCUCUCUCCGCGACUGGAUCAACCUCCUCCUCUUCUGGCAAUACUCCGUUCCUUUCCUCGUAAACCUCUCCGCCUCCGCCGCGUUCUUCGCCCUCCUCGGCGAGUCCCCGAUCUCCAUCGCCGUUCCGGUCACCAACGCCACGACCUUCGCCGCAACCGCCGCGUUCGGGGUUCUUUUGGGGGAGGAAACUCAAAUCGGACUUGCUUUGGUAGGUACGAGCUUUAUUGUAUUUGGAAUCUGGCUUUGCGUUGGUCACUGAUCAGAUCGAUACUGAUCUGAUCUGAUCUGAGCUGUGUGAUUGGAACAUUCUAGAAGCGUCACUCUGUUUCCUGUGAGAUAUAGAAUUGCUUUCAUUCUUGUUCUAGCAGAGAUAGAUAGGGAGAGUGCUUAUUAAACUGAAUAUGGCAUGGUCGCUGCAAUGUGCAACUAUAGCAAGUUGCAGCUAGUUGUUCGUUUUGAUGUCGUGGGACUGAUAUAACUAGUAAUCCCAAGUAGUUACUUCUCUA
Messenger RNA from Brassica napus (rape), 832 nucleotides. Its product is annotated as transmembrane protein 234 homolog. The transcript has a single exon. The record is from RefSeq and is a predicted model, not a curated record. Bases 154 to 585 code for a protein of 143 amino acids. Lineage: Eukaryota; Viridiplantae; Streptophyta; Magnoliopsida; Brassicales; Brassicaceae.